Molecule: messenger RNA, 556 nt
Organism: Rosa chinensis
Lineage: Eukaryota; Viridiplantae; Streptophyta; Magnoliopsida; Rosales; Rosaceae
Exons: 4
Coding region: 14-511 (165 amino acids)
Source: RefSeq, a predicted model, not a curated record
UGGCUGCAAACUGAUGUCAGGUGCCACCAUCAUUAGUGUGAAUCAGAAGCAGCUAGACCUAGCUCACCUUUGUGUAUUACAGAACACAGAAGAUGCAAUCCCAUAUUUCACUGAGCAUAUGGAAUUAUUGAAGUUAAGUUUCCCGAGGUUCAUCAAAAAUAAAAAGUGGUUGAAGAAAAAACAGAAUCUUACCUUUGCUGGUUGGUUAAAGGAGAGGGUUGCAAACGAAAUGAGAUUUGCCGAUAAUGCUGUUUCAGAAAGUAUUAGGUGGCUCGCAGGUGGACCGAAAAAGGAGGUCCCUACUUUUAGUGGAUAUCAUGUUAAUGGGGUUGAUUUCAACACUAUUGCACGUGACAAAGUCAGAUCAGUUCAAAACAGUGGGGUUUUUUUAGUUGCGGAUGCAAUGCAAGUUGCUAGUGCAAAGGAUAAUAACCCCAAAACCAAUGAUAUGGACUUCUACGGCAGGAUACAGCAAAUCUGGGAGGUGGACUACUACAAGUUUAGGUGGUAGUACGGUGCCCAGAGAGAGACUACCAAGGGGCUGGUAAUGAUGAAG